AUGGCCCGUUGGGAUCAUAUAGCGUAUCAAACAGAGCGUUGGGACUACUAUAUACCGGCUUUAUUCAAUCAUUCUGCUACGUUUGAGAAGAGGGUGCCAUGUUGUGUGGGUGACAUUAAUCGCGGGUUUGAAAAGUGGGAAAAAGAGAUACAACGAUACUAUCCAGAUGGAAGCACAUUCUGGCUACUUGGAAACCAUCCGGUUCAGAAGUUGAUAGUGCAAGGAUGUGUGGUUUCCUGGAAAUGGAAGUUCAUUGGCGAAAUAGACCAUGCAAUUUUCAAGAUUGACGAUUGCACGCGGGAAAAGGCAGAUACGGCAUCGUUGCUGCAUUGCAAAUGCUCUAAAAGUCGGAUUUUACAAUAUGGGCUGCCAAAUGCAGACCUCAGGGGAUGGCAACUACGAUUGCAUGGGACCAUGAAUAGUUAUCGGGAACUGGAAGUGGAAAGCAUCGAGAUCUGCACAAGUGUGCUUCAAGAGGUGGAAUUUUGGCGUAUGACAAUGCAAUGGCGAGAGAUACUAGCAGAGCCCUGGGUGUUCAAAGAUGAGGCUCUGGACCAAGCUCUGGCGAACAAUGAAGUUUUGGCAUCCAAUAAUAGCUAUAAUUUCGUGCAAUGGCUAGCGAGUGAAGCGUUCAAAAAUGAAUUGCAGAUCAGUGGUGAGGAUAGACCAUGCGGGGCCACACACGAACUACUGUUGCCCACGCCUGUGGAUUUUGGUUCUGUCAAUACUGUGCUAUUUGAAGAUGUUAAUUUGUCUGGAAACGAAGCUGAAAUUGUAAAUGCAUCGCCGGUAGUGGCCAGGCAUUCCGAGCAUUCCGAGGCCGAUCCGGGGACUAUCGUGGAGCUGGUUCCUGUAUCAAAGCAGUUCUCAUUGAGCGAUUAUCGCCGUUUGUUGACGGAGUACUUGAUCUGUCAGCGAAAGAGAGAGAUUUCGAUGCUCAAUACGUUUCGAAACCCCACGCUAAUGCAGGUUUUACGGUCGACUCUAAAACGUCAGUCACAACGCCAGACACAACAACAGGAGGAAGAAGAAGCUAGCCAUAUUUUUGCGCAGGCCGUUGCCAGACUGGUGGAUAUGGGAAUUGUACGAGUCUUUGCACAGGGCCGGAUCCUGAAUUUGCAAAUGUUGCAAUUGUGCUAUUCACAAGCAUCUGCGCGAAUCGAUGUGUUGAUUGCGAUGCGAUUGAAAACCGGGGUUUUGGAUCUGGAGGCAUUGUGCGAAGUGGUGAAACUUCCGUACCAGAAACCACUGAACGGGAUUCUUCUAGAUCUGUAUAAACGCGCGCUGCGAUGUGCCACGGAGUCUCCAGAAUCCCAAAUACGUUCGUGGUGGAUGGAAAUGGUUAGCGUCAGUGUAGCAGUAGUGCAUUUCAUCUGGUCCACGUGA
This is a messenger RNA of Lachancea sp. 'fantastica', 1386 nucleotides long. The record is from the annotation of a GenBank genome assembly. Lineage: Eukaryota; Fungi; Ascomycota; Saccharomycetes; Saccharomycetales; Saccharomycetaceae.